Molecule: messenger RNA, 1753 nt
Organism: Ceratotherium simum simum (southern white rhinoceros)
Lineage: Eukaryota; Metazoa; Chordata; Mammalia; Perissodactyla; Rhinocerotidae
Gene: UNKL
Product: unk like zinc finger
Molecular function (GO): metal ion binding
Source: RefSeq, a predicted model, not a curated record
CCCGCGCCGUCAGGGUGCGGGUCGUCGAUAAGCGGAGCGACGGAACGGGCAGUGCGCCGCCGCCCAGGCUCAGCUUUAGACCUGCAUCUCAGUGAUGUAAGUCUCGCGUCUCUGGACAGAGAGCUGGAAGAGCAGGACGGCGGUGACCCCGGGCCCCCAGGUCGGAGGUCUCCGGGAGGCUCGGCGCCCGUCAGCAUCCCGGGCUGCCUGCCCCGCUCCCCGUCCCUGCACUCCUUGUCAUCACUGUCCACCUCCCCGCUCAGCUCGCUCUCCCAGUCCCUGUCGGGGCCACUCGUCUCCUCAGCCAUGACGCCCCCCCAGCAGCCGCCGCCCCUCACAUCGGAGCCCGGAACGCUGGGCCCUUCGGCCUACAACUCCUUAGGUUUGAACGGCGUCCCCGGGAACAUCUGGGACUUUGUUUCCGGCAGCUUCUCUCCCAGCCCGUCCCCUAUCCUGAACGCCGGCCCCGCGUCCUCUUCAAGCACGAGUCCGAGCAGCGCCGAGCUGGCACGUGUCCGGCGGCAGCUGGACGAGGCCAAGAGGAAGAUCAGGCAGUGGGAGGAGUCCUGGCAGCAGGUGAAGCAGGCCUGCGACGCGUGGCAGCGGGAGGCAAAGGCGGCGAAGGAGCGUGCACUCGCGGCCGACAGCGCCCGGCAGCUGGCGCUGCAGAAGAAGGAGGAGGUGGAGGCCCAGUUCAGGCGGCUGCGGGAGGAGCUGGAGGGCCGGGGCGCGUCCUCCUCACUCCCCGGGCUGCGGAGCUGCGGCGACAUUGGUGCCAUUCCUCUGCCCAAGCUGCAUUCCCUGCAGAGUCAGCUGCGCCUGGAUUUGGAAGCAGUGGAUGGGGUGAUCUUCCAGCUCCGGGCCCAGCAGUGCGUGGUGUGCGGGGAGCGGGCCCGCGGCGCUGUCCUGCGGCCCUGCCAGCACCGCGUGCUCUGUGAGCCGUGUGCAGCCAGCGCACCUGAGUGCCCCUACUGCGAGGGCCAGCCCCUCCCAUGGUGACAGCGCCACGUCUUCGCUCAUUUCCUGGUGCCACCAACGGCGGGGCCCGGGCCCUGAGUAGCCUGCCCAUGGUUUCAUGGUAUUCUCCCAAACCUUAAAGGCAAACCCACAGAACCUUCUGGGGCCCAGCGUCCUGGGCCUGGUCGUCAUGCGGGGUUUGCGGUCCUGACACUACUGUGACCAGAUCCCUGGGAGUUCAGGUCCCCAAACAGCACUUUGUAAACCAAGGAACUUAGAUAGAUGUGAUGAGUUGCUAUAAGCUGCUUUCUAGGUUCAUGUUUUUUUUAAUAUGCGAUAAUAUGAAGCUUUAUAUGUGUACUGUGAACUUAAAAUAUUUCAUAUCAGUUUAUUAAUUCAUAGUAUGGUAAAUAUAUUAGAUUUCAUAUUCUGAAGUUAGUACUUAUGCAAUGAGCAUUUAUCUAGUAGUAAGAAAUGCCUAGGAUUUUUACAGUUUUCAAAUUAAGUGCAAAUAGUAUUUAUAGCAGAAUGAUUAUUGAAAGACACAUAUACAUUUAGAUGUUUUUAAUUUUAGGAAAGGAACUCUUCCUAAACAUGUGCAUGCGCACAUUAACUGGAGUUUUAUAUUCCACCAUUGUAAAGUGACGCUGAAUGCUCAAUCACACGUCACAUGACCCUUGGCCACUUUGUCUAAGUGCCUGUGCCUUGCCGAAGUGAAGGAAACGGUUCAUUGGGUUUUAUUUCCUCCCUUGAAACUCUGUAAGAAUUGGGUCCUAGUGAAAAGUGCAGCAGAGGG